ACCCACAGCCCGCAUAACCUUAUUUGUCAGCCCUGUCACCCUGUCAACAUGAUGUUAGUCUCUUCAUCAAAUAGAGUAUUUCCAUUUUCUCAGGAGACAAGUCAAUGACGCACGGGAGUCGGCCACGUCUUGCCCCAACUCUUUCUCAAGCGGUGGGUGCCAGGGAACUAUAUAAGGAGAGCGAGGCUUGGUUGCUGUCCCAACCCCGGCGUCGAACUGAAAAUCGAUAAAUUGAUAAAUUGAUCCGUAUAUACUCCCUCACCUACUGAGACCACACCAUCAAGAUGGCUGUCUCCUUUGCUCUUUGUGUUCUGCUGGCUUGUCUGGGAACAGCAGUCGCCGACAAUGCGCAGGAGUCCACUCAGAACGGUCAGGCAGCCCGCAGCCCGCAUUGCCUGUCGCGGGCAACUCCAGUGGCUGACCUCCUCGCCAGGCAUUUCGCAGGAAUUGUUCGAUCGGUUUAGCUUCUUCGCCGAAUACGCGGCCGGCUGCCACGACGGCGUCGACUGCGGUGCGGGCAAUUGCCCCAAUGUGACCAGCGCCAAUACCACCACGGUCGCAGAAUUCAACUCCACCAGUCUCUACAACCAGGGAGUGUCCGGCUUUGUGACGCUAGACCACACCAACGAGCUCAUCGUUCUUCAAUUCGGGGGCACCAACACGUGCCCGAAGGUCGAUGUCGACCUCGACUAUGACUUCGUCAACGUGACGACAUUUGGGGCAGCCUCGUGCUCGGGGUGUCAGAUCCACCAAGGGUUUUGGAGGACGUGGAUCAACACCAAAAACGUGACGCUGCCACCGGUAGAGAGGGCGAUGGCCCAGUACAGCGAGUACGAGGUUGUCUUCGUAGGGCACAGUCUGGGGGCCGCGCUGGCCACCGUCGGAGCCGCCGAGUUUCGUACGCACGGCCCUCAUCUGAGAGCCAAACAACCGUACAGCUAUGCAUCACCCUCGGUGGGCAACUUCGAGCUGUCCGAGUUCAUCAGCAAUCAAAGCAGCGGAGUGACCUACCGACUCACCCAUUCCGAUGAUAUCGUUCCCCGGAUCCUAUACGACGCGGCCUGGAUGUGGUUCAUCCCCGACUAUAGUCAGCUGUCUCCCGAGUAUUGGAUCACCACUCCCUCCUAUGUGACGCCAAAUGCAAGUUCCAUUCAAGAAUUGGAGGGCAUCAAUAAUACAGAAGGCAACCUGCAGUAUCGCCUUCGGGACGGACCAAAGCCGGCCGCCCAUCUCUGGUAUAUCCAGAACAUGACCAUUUGUCCCGGCCCGAUCCUCAGUCUCGCCGCAUGCUGUAACGAUACUUACCGCACACAGGUACUCUGCAAACUGCUCGGAGUCCAGAAUCUGACAGCUGCGACCGGGACCUGAUUCUGGGGUAAGGAGACGCUCUUGUGAACAGAAUCGAUAUCAUCUCCGUCGGUUCUGUGGGCUUUCGUAGCCACCCGGCAGAUCCAUGACAUACGGGCGGCAUUUAUCUGGUGAGGCUGAUGUAUCUUCACCGGGCAUAGUCCUCUUGAUUCCACCUCCUUUGUGCGAUUAGUUAAUCCCCCCCGCAAAAAGAAAAAGAAGAAAGAAACGCACUACGAUCGCUCCAAGGGCGGUAAACCUAGCGUUAACCAUUUAUUUGA
This is a messenger RNA of Aspergillus brunneoviolaceus CBS 621.78, 1628 nucleotides long. Its product is annotated as lipase family protein. The transcript has 3 exons. NCBI's taxonomy places the organism in Eukaryota, Fungi, Ascomycota, Eurotiomycetes, Eurotiales, Aspergillaceae. The coding region runs from base 346 to 1368 and encodes 340 amino acids. The record is from RefSeq and is a predicted model, not a curated record. Gene Ontology annotation, biological process: lipid metabolic process.